AUGUCGGGUGCUGGAUAUGAUGUUGUCGUCGAUGUGGAUGUGGAUGAGGAGGGUGACCUAGGUCACACUGAUCUCCAAGAAGAUCUCUCCUUCCACAACUCCAACUUCGAAACGAAUCCCUCCUCCUCCCACAAUAAACCCACAUCACCCGGUCUCCCCGCCCCAGCUACUUCAGGCGGUCCUAGUACCUCAAAACGUUACCUCUGGUCCCUACAUUUCUACUCCCAGUUCUUCGAUGUCGAUACUUCAUCUGUUCUAGCAAGAUGUUGGGCAGCUUUAUACCCUCGCGCGAAUUUCUUGGAUGUAUUAGAGGGGAACCCGGAUCUGUAUGGUCCGUUUUGGAUUGCUACGACGGUUAUCUUUAUUCUGUUUAUGGGAGGGACAGUUAGUUUGUAUUUGGCGGAGAGGGGUGAGGGGAAGUUUGCUUAUGAUUUUGGAUUGUUGAGUGCGAUGGGCAAAGAAGAUGAUCACAGUACUAAUUCGAGUUCUACAACAGGUGCCGCAGGUCUAAUCUAUGGCUACACAUUCAUAAUCCCCAUUCUCCUCUUCCUAGCUCUCAAAUACUUUGGCAGUGAAUCUGCCAAUCUUCUCGAAUGCGCCGCUCUUUACGGCUACUCCAACCUCGUAUGGAUUCCUGUCGCAUUGGUUUCUUGGUCCUCUUUUACAAUUAUGAAUUGGGUAUUUGUGGGAGUUGGAUUUGGCUUGAGCGUCGCUUUCCUCCUCAGAAACUUAUAUCCAGUCCUCAGCGCUACGGACAAACAGAUAAGUAAAAUACUACUUAUCUUGGUGGUGGUUCUUCACGCGGGUUUGGCAAUUGCUAUCAAGGUGUUAUUUUUUGCGCAUGGAAGUCCGGUGGCUAAGAAAACUGAUGCAGAUGAUCCAGCAAAGGGGGCUGAUCCAAGCAGGAUGUUACUUUAG
Messenger RNA from Sclerotinia borealis F-4128, 918 nucleotides. The record is from the annotation of a GenBank genome assembly. Lineage: Eukaryota; Fungi; Ascomycota; Leotiomycetes; Helotiales; Sclerotiniaceae.